ACAUCUGGAGCUGGAGGAACAUCUGAAGGUAGAGAAACAUCUGGAGCUGGAGGAACAUCUGGAGCUGGAGGAACAUCUCGAGGGUCCCGGAGGUGGCUGGGUGCUUUCAGGAUAAUAGUGCAAACCGAAGGGUCUGAGAUCAGCCUGGUUCCGGGUGAAGGUUCCAGGAGCAGCAUCUGGAGGAGGAGGAGGAGGAGGAGAUGGGAGGAAGAGUGUGCAGGGAGGAGCAGAAGGAGGAGAAGAGGCGGAGCCUGGGAAGGGAGGACAGUCUGGCAUCAGCAGAUAAAAUCCGGAGAUUUGCCGUCAGACAGUCUGGAUACAACGUCCUGAGCCUGGCACGCCGUGGACUGAAGGACGUUCCAGCUGAGCUGUGGGAGCUGCUGGAGCUGGAGAAGCUGAACCUGUCCCUCAACAGUCUGAAGGUUCUGCCGCCUCAGCUGGCUCUGCUGUCCAACCUGGUGGUCCUGAACCUCUGGGGGAACCAGCUCAGCAGCCUGCCGGCAGAAAUAGGACAGCUGAGGAGACUGCGGGUUCUGUUCGUCUACAGAAACCGACUGAGUGAAGUUCCUGAGGAGCUGGGAGCCUGCACACAGCUGGAGGUUCUGAGUCUGGCCAACAACCAGCUGUCCUCACUGCCGUCUUCUCUCUCCAACCUGACCAGAUUGCGGAAGCUCAACCUCAGCCACAACCUCAUUGCUCAUGUUCCAGGCUGUGUCUACAGCAUGAAGGCCUUGGUGUUCCUAGAUCUGUCCUGUAACCGUCUGGAGAACCUGGCUGAGAACAUCCAGGCUCUGGUAGAGCUCAAGAUCCUCAUCAUGGAGGGAAACAGCCUCCAUUCUCUGCCUAGAACCCUCUGCUUCCUCACCAGGUUGGAGCUGCUGAAUCUGGACUUUAAUGACAUCAAGGAUGUUCCUCAGGAGAUGCACCAGCUGUCCCGCCUGGAGAAGCUGGCCUGCCACCCUCUGGAUAAAGGACUCCAUAUCAUCCACAACCCGCUGCUGAAGCCUCUGAAGGAGGUGAUGGAGGGGGGGCUGAGUGCCCUCUACAGCUACCUGAGAGCUGGAGGGGAAUAAGGGGCGGAGCCACGGUAUGCUGAUGAGGAAAGGGGCGGGGCAACGGUGUGCUGAUGGGAAA
This is a messenger RNA of Fundulus heteroclitus (mummichog), 1134 nucleotides long. Its product is annotated as leucine-rich repeat-containing protein 30. Gene Ontology annotation, molecular function: protein binding. Bases 201 to 1073 code for a protein of 290 amino acids. Lineage: Eukaryota; Metazoa; Chordata; Actinopteri; Cyprinodontiformes; Fundulidae. The record is from RefSeq and is a predicted model, not a curated record. The transcript is spliced from 7 exons.